Colletes gigas is the source of this 2532-nucleotide messenger RNA. RefSeq names its product trifunctional enzyme subunit alpha, mitochondrial (gene Mtpalpha). Gene Ontology annotation, molecular function: enoyl-CoA hydratase activity; NAD+ binding; long-chain (3S)-3-hydroxyacyl-CoA dehydrogenase (NAD+) activity. The record is from RefSeq and is a predicted model, not a curated record. NCBI's taxonomy places the organism in Eukaryota, Metazoa, Arthropoda, Insecta, Hymenoptera, Colletidae. Bases 78 to 2375 code for a protein of 765 amino acids. The transcript has 11 exons. Gene Ontology annotation, cellular component: mitochondrion; mitochondrial fatty acid beta-oxidation multienzyme complex. Gene Ontology annotation, biological process: fatty acid beta-oxidation.
UACUUCCAGAAUAGUAUUCAUUCCAUGUUCACAUUUAAUACUGUUUAUUUGUACGUAUGCAGGUAAUACUUUAAAAUAUGUCUCAAUACAGAUUAUUAAAUGCUAUUGCACGUUCUUCGCGCAUAAAUAAAAAUUUUAUAGUUCAAACAGGAAUGUAUCAGACAAUUAGAACUCUUGCUACUGCAGGAAGCUCAAAACAUUUGAAAUAUAAAGUCAUAGACAAUGUAGCUGUGGUUACUAUAGAUUCUCCAGGAGUCAAGGUAAAUACAAUGAAUUAUGAAAUAAUGAAUGAACUUUCAAAUACCUUAAACAAUAUACAAACAGAUUCUGCUGUGAAUUCUGUAGUUCUUAUAAGUGGAAAACCAGGUUGUUUUAUUGCUGGUGCAGAUAUUACUAUGAUACAAGGUUUUAAAAGUAUAGAAGAUGGUUAUAAUGCAUCUAUAGGAUGUUACAGUAUUUUGAAUGCAAUAGAACAAAGCCAAAAACCAAUUGUAGCUGCAAUUCAGGGCAGUUGUUUAGGAGGAGGUUUAGAGCUUGCACUGGCUUGUCAUUAUCGAGUAGCUACCAAUGAUCCAAAAACUAGUUUAGGUUUACCAGAAGUAAUGUUAGGUCUGUUGCCUGGAGGAGGAGGCACUCAAAGAUUACCUCGAUUAACAGUACUUCCUAAUGUAUUAGAUAUGGUUCUUACUGGUAAACAUUUGAAAGCAGAUAAAGCUAAAAAAUUUGGAAUAGUAGAUAUUUUAGUAAAUCGUCUUGGUCCAGGGGUUGAAACAUCAGAAAAAAACUCUAUGAGAUAUUUAGAAGAAACUGCUGUUAAAGCUGCAAAAGAUAUUGCAAAUGGGACUCUGAAAAUUAAUCGUGGUCCUAAAACAUUGGCUGACAAGGUUACGAACUAUGUUCUUUCACUUAACUUUGUCAAAGAUCAAGUAUUCAAAAAAGCAAGAGCACAAGUGAUGAAAAUGACUGGAGGCUUGUAUCCUGCUCCACUCAAGAUUUUAGACGUAGUACGCACUGGUUUAGAUAAAGGUCCAGUUGUUGGCUAUGAAGCAGAGGCUAAAGCUUUUGGUGAAUUGACAAUUACACCAGAAUGUAGAGGUCUUACAAGUUUAUUUUUUGGACAAACAGCAUGUAAAAAGAAUCGCUUUGGUACACCUAAAAGUGCUAUUAAGAAACUUGCUGUUGUUGGUGCUGGUCUAAUGGGGGCAGGUAUUGUUCAAGUUAGCAUAGACAAAGGCUUUGAGGUAGUUAUGAAAGAUACAAAUGAAACAGGUUUAUAUCGAGGUAUCAAUCAAAUACAGAAGGGAAUGGAUAAUGCUGUAAAGAGAAAAAAGUAUUCGACUCUUCAAAAAGAUAAAUACUUUUCCCAGCUUGAUGCCACUUUAAAUUAUAAUUCCUUUAAAAAUGCAGAUAUAGUAAUUGAAGCUGUAUUUGAGGAUAUUGCAAUUAAACACAAAGUUAUAAAGGAAAUCGAAGCAAGCACGCCAGGGCAUUGCGUACUUGCAACGAAUACGUCAGCAAUUCCUAUUACUGAAAUAGCUGCUGGAAGUAGUCGUCCAGACAAAGUGAUUGGAAUGCACUAUUUCUCUCCGGUAGAUAAAAUGCAACUAUUAGAAAUAAUAACGCACAAAGGAACAUCGACCGAAACUAUUAAAACUGCGGUUGAUGUUGGUUUAAAACAGGGUAAGACAGUUAUUACCGUUGGAGACGGUCCAGGAUUCUAUACCACAAGAAUUCUGUCUGCUAUGUUAUCUGAAGCUAUUAGAUUAAUGCAGGAAGGUGUGGAUCCAAUGGAUCUGGAUAAUUUGACAAAAAAAUUUGGAUUUCCUGUUGGAGCAGCAACCUUAUCCGAUGAAGUCGGAAUUGACGUUGGUGCUCAUAUAAGUGCUCAUCUUGUAAAGGUUUUAGGCGAACGUUUUAGAGGUGGAGAUGUAAAUAUACUUGGUGAUAUGGUUAAAGCUGGUUUCCUUGGCCGAAAAUCUGGGAAAGGUAUAUAUGUAUAUGAAGCCAAUACGAAACACAGAAAUGUUAAUCUUGGAGCGUUAGAUAUUUUGAAGAAAUAUAAACUUGAGCCAAAAGGAAGUGUAUUAGACGAAGAUCGUCAAUUAAGAAUGGUAUCUCGAUUCGUUAAUGAAGCAGUGCUUUGUUUAGAAGAAAAUAUAUUGGCUAAUUCAUUGGAAGGUGAUGUUGGAGCUGUUUUUGGACUAGGUUUCCCUCCAUUUACUGGUGGACCUUUCCGUUGGGUAGAUCAUUACGGAGCCGGUAAAUUAGUGAAUAAAAUGGAGGAAUAUCAAAGUAAUUAUGGCGAUGCUUUCAAACCGUGCCAGAUGUUAUAUGAUUUUGCAUCAGAUCCAAGCAAAAAGUUCCAUAAACAAUAAAUAAAACUUAAAACUAAAUAGUUCCAGUAUAUACAGCAUCCAAACUUGAAAACUAAAUGGUUGAGAUUUUGAUGCAUUUAUAAUAAUGGCAUGAAUGGCGAUCAUAAUGUUUAAAAAUACUAUAUUUUUCUAUAUACUUAUAUAUAUACAUAUUAAG